Messenger RNA from Brassica oleracea var. oleracea, 1433 nucleotides. Its product is annotated as purple acid phosphatase 5-like. The record is from RefSeq and is a predicted model, not a curated record. The transcript has 7 exons. Bases 24 to 1403 code for a protein of 459 amino acids. Gene Ontology annotation, molecular function: metal ion binding; acid phosphatase activity. Lineage: Eukaryota; Viridiplantae; Streptophyta; Magnoliopsida; Brassicales; Brassicaceae.
UUAAGAGCUUAGCCAGAAAGAAAAUGGGAUUGAAUCGUGUAACACUCGUUUGCUCCGCCAUUGUGUGGCUAAGCAUCUCCGGCUUGAGCCAUGCCGGAGUCACCAGCAACUACACCAGAGUAGCUGAACCUUCCGAAGAAAUGCCACUCGAAACCUUCCCUCCUCCUGCUGGCUUAAACGCUCCUGAACAAGUUCAUAUAACGCAAGGAGAUCACAACGGUCGAGGCAUGAUAAUCUCGUGGGUAACGCCUAUAAACGAUGAUGGUUCGAACGUCGUGCAAUACUGGGUCGCGGAUGGUGACGAGAGUACAAAGAAGAGCGCUGAAGCAUCAACCUCGACCUAUAGAUACUACGACUAUGCUUCUGGUUUUCUUCAUCACGCUACCAUUAAAAAGCUUGAGUACUCAACUAAAUAUUUCUACGAGCUUGGAACUGGUCGUUCCACUAGACGAUUCUCCUUCACGACACCUCCAAAAGCUGGUCCAGAUGUUCCCUACACAUUUGGUGUCAUUGGUGAUCUGGGACAAACCUAUGCCUCUAACCAGACAUUGUACAAUUAUAUGUCGAACCCUAAAGGCCAAGCAGUUCUUUUUGUUGGAGACUUGUCGUACGCUGAUGACCAUCCCAACCACGACCAAAGAAAAUGGGAUUCGUAUGGGCGAUUUGUUGAACCAAGCGCUGCAUAUCAGCCUUGGAUAUGGGCUGCUGGGAACCACGAGAUAGAUUACGCCCCGUCAAUAGGCGAGACUCAGGCAUUCAAGCCAUACAAAAACCGUUACCACGUUCCGUACAGAGCCUCACAGAGCACUUCUCCGCUUUGGUACUCAAUUAAACGAGCCUCAGCGUACAUCAUCAUACUCUCCUCUUACUCAGCUUUUGACAAGUACACACCUCAAAACUCGUGGCUUGAGAGUGAACUCAAGAAAGUAAACAGAGAAGAGACUCCAUGGCUGAUUGUUCUGGUUCACUCUCCGUGGUACAACAGCAACGGUUAUCACUACAUGGAAGGUGAAAGCAUGAGAGUCACGUUCGAGCCAUGGUUCGUCCAAAACAAAGUUGAUAUUGUCUUUGCUGGUCAUGUUCAUGCCUACGAGCGAUCAGAACGUGUCUCCAACAUUAAGUACAAUAUCACUGAUGGUUUGAGUUCUCCCGUGAAAGAUCCAUCUGCGCCUAUUUACAUCACCAUUGGUGAUGGAGGCAACAUAGAAGGAAUCGCUAAUGAUUACACGUACCCUCAACCGAGUUACUCAGCAUAUAGGGAGGCUAGUUUCGGGCAUGCACUUCUAGAGAUAAAGAACAGGACUCACGCGCUUUAUACCUGGCAUAGGAACCAAGACAAUGAGCCGGUCAUCGCCGACUCUCUUUGGGUGAAGAACAGACACUUCUUGCCGGAGGAGGAGUAGACGGUUUCCGGCGACUCAAGAAUGUUUUUA